AUGGAGACUCUAAAGUGGGCUUGGGGGUACGUCACUUGGCCAGUAGCGCGUGCUGCUGAGAAGGCUCCAGAGAUCCCAAUUCGAACACCAGGUGGAAUAUACGUGAAGAUAGCUGGACUUCUUGGUGCAAGUGCAGUUGCUGCUUUGGCUUACGCUGGUCACGGUAAGUCAAAUUCUAAAGAUUUAGAGAAGCGUCGCCAGACUUUCAAAACAGGUGCACAAAUACAUAUUAUCCACUCGGUGGCUUUUUUAUGUGUCCGUAACUCCAGGUACCCAGCUCUGACUGCGUCUCUCUUCCUGACUGGGACGUGUUUAUUUUCCGUUACAUGCUACUACACUGCCAUCACAAAUAACAGGAGCAUUGUGAUGGCUGCGCCGGUUGGUGGUAUAACGCUGAUGCUUGCGUGGUUAUCCUUUGUCUUAUAA
This is a messenger RNA of Mesocestoides corti, 426 nucleotides long. NCBI's taxonomy places the organism in Eukaryota, Metazoa, Platyhelminthes, Cestoda, Cyclophyllidea, Mesocestoididae. The record is from the annotation of a GenBank genome assembly.